Messenger RNA from Mesocricetus auratus (golden hamster), 1270 nucleotides. RefSeq names its product mitochondrial methionyl-tRNA formyltransferase (gene Mtfmt). Lineage: Eukaryota; Metazoa; Chordata; Mammalia; Rodentia; Cricetidae. Gene Ontology annotation, cellular component: mitochondrion. The record is from RefSeq and is a predicted model, not a curated record. Gene Ontology annotation, molecular function: methionyl-tRNA formyltransferase activity. Gene Ontology annotation, biological process: biosynthetic process; conversion of methionyl-tRNA to N-formyl-methionyl-tRNA.
GUGCGCAUGCGCGUGGCGGGCGGGUGGGCCGAGGUGAUGCUCUUGGUUCGGCGCUGCUGGGGUCCGCGGCUGACGGGGAGGCGGCCUUGCUGUUCGUGUCGGUCACCGGCCCCGCUCGGCGGAUCCUCCGGCGGGAAGGACAGCCAAGGCUCCCGAGUCCGCGAGAAGCCGCCCUGGAGGGUGCUGUUCCUUGGCACCGACCACUUUGCGAGGGAGACGCUGCGGGCUCUGCACGCCGCCAGAGACGACAAAGAGGAGAAGUUAAUUGAAAGACUGGAGGUUGUCACAGUGCCUUCACCAUCCCCCAAAGGACUGCCUGUGAAACAGUAUGCUGAACAGUCCCAGCUCCCAGUGUACGAGUGGCCUGAUGUGGGAUCCGGAGAAUACGACGUUGGAGUAGUGGCUUCCUUUGGCCGACUUUUGAGUGAGGCUCUUAUUCUUAAAUUUCCCUAUGGCGUAUUGAAUGUACAUCCCAGUUGCCUCCCGAGGUGGCGUGGUCCCGCCCCAAUAGUUCAUACAGUGCUUCAUGGAGACACAAUCACUGGCGUAACAAUUAUGCAAGUUAGACCCAAAAGGUUUGAUAUAGGUCCAAUUCUCAAGCAGGAAACUAUCCCUGUGCCUUCCAAGAGCACAUCAAAGGAAUUGGAAGCAGUGUUGUCAAGACUCGGUGCCAACAUGCUUAUUUCAGUUUUGAAAAGCUUGCCUGAAAGUCUGAACAAAGGAAGGCCACAACCAGCUGAGGGAGUGACGUAUGCCCCUAAGGUUUCUGCUGAUACCAGCUGUGUCAAGUGGGAGGAGCAAACCUCAGAGCAAGUACUCAGACUUCACCUCGCCAUUGGGGACAUAGUUCCAUUGCAGACACUCUGGUUGGAGAACACCAUUAAACUUCUGGAUCUAGUAGAAGUUAACAACUCCAUCAUUGCAGAUCCCAAAUUAAAAGGACACACUGUGACUCCGGGGUCAGUGGUGUAUCACAGACAGUCACAGAUGCUGCUGGUUCAUUGCAAGGAUGGCUGGAUCGGUGUUCGAUCAGUAAUGCUUAAGAAAACACUAACAGCUACUGAUUUCUACAAUGGAUAUUUGCAUGCAUGGUACCAAAAGAAUCCCCACGCUCACCCAAGCCAGUGCAGAUUUCAGACUCUCAGACUUCCGAUGAAGUUGCAUCAGAAACAAGUUGUUGCUAUGCAACAGUGCAUUAAGUAGCUAGGAAGAAGAUGGACAAGGACCUAUUACACACUUGUAAUUUAUUAAAAGCUUUAUUUACAAGCAA